This is a messenger RNA of Pocillopora verrucosa, 1282 nucleotides long. Its product is annotated as proton-coupled zinc antiporter SLC30A8. Gene Ontology annotation, molecular function: zinc ion transmembrane transporter activity. Gene Ontology annotation, cellular component: plasma membrane. The record is from RefSeq and is a predicted model, not a curated record. Lineage: Eukaryota; Metazoa; Cnidaria; Anthozoa; Scleractinia; Pocilloporidae. Gene Ontology annotation, biological process: zinc ion transmembrane transport; response to zinc ion.
UGAUUGGUUGAAAUCUCGUGACAAUCAAAGCCGAGUAAUUUUAACCGUGUGUGAAAUUGAAGUUAUUCCCAACAGAACGAGUAACUGAAAUAUACCGUCCGGCGCAUAAAAUGCGCAGAAAUAUUAUGGCUAGGAACGAAUACUCGAAGCUUACUCAAGGCGAUGAAGAAAUUGGCUGUCAGUUUAUAAAGAAGGAAAAAGACAGUCAUGAACAUGACGCGAGAAAGCGUUUGAUUAUAGCUUGCGCUUUCUGUACAGUGUUCAUCAUCUGUGAGGUUGUUGGGGGAGCUUUGGCCAACAGUCUUGCCGUAAUGAACGACGCAAUCCAUCAAUUCUUUGACUUGAAUUCCUUACUGUUAAGUUUGGCUGCCUCGUGGAUCGCAGGAUGGAAACCAAACGACAAUAAAACAUUCGGAUAUUACAGAGCUGAAAUACUUGGUGCAUGCGCUGUAAUAAUCACGAUGUGGUUGCUAACCGGCGUGCUCGCAUAUGAAUCAAUUUUAAGACUCAUCCCAGGCCACAGCGGUCAUCACAGUCACAUUAACUCCAACGCGAUGAUAUUGACGGCAGCUUUAGCUUUCAGUGCCAAUAUCAUAAUUAUUUUCUUGUUGAAUGGUCAUUCCCAUCUUGGAGGCCAUCACCAUCACGAGACGAACAUGACAGUGAAAGCCGCCCUUCUUCACACGCUUGGAGACGUUUGUCAUAGUUUCGCUGUGCUGGUUGGCGCAAUCCUCAUCAAAAUUAAUCCCUCCUGGGAAAUCGCCGAUCCAAUAAUAAGCCUGGUAGGAGCAUGCGUGGUUCUGUUGUCAACUUGUCCUGUUUUAAGACAGUCUAUCAAUAUUUUACUAGAAGGAGUGCCUUCCAACAUAAGGAUUGCUGACGUAAGAAAAGAUUUGACUAAUACGGAUCAUGUAAUAAGCAUUCAUAAGACGCAUGUCUGGUCUAUAACUACUGGUAAGACGAUCCUAUCGGCUCAUCUGGUCGUAGAUUCCAGAGCGAAUGCCAACACUGUGUUAAAAGAGGCAACACGGAAGAUGUGUGAAAAAUAUCAGUUUUAUUACACUUGUUUACAGAUUGAAAUUCCACGUACUGAAUACAGAAUUAAUAUUCAACAAAAUAACAAGACAGAAAAUACAGAACACGACAAUGGAGAUUAAGAAAUCCUUAUGCAAACGAAUUAAUAUCAUUCUCGAUUGAGAGUGUUCUGAGUACUCUUAGUUAGCAAAAGUUGUAUAGAAUAGAUCACUUUUCUGAAAAACCUGCAUUUGCAAAUUAAAUUAUU